Molecule: messenger RNA, 924 nt
Organism: Scaptodrosophila lebanonensis
Lineage: Eukaryota; Metazoa; Arthropoda; Insecta; Diptera; Drosophilidae
Product: heparan sulfate 2-O-sulfotransferase pipe-like
Exons: 4
Coding region: 1-924 (307 amino acids)
Cellular component (GO): membrane
Molecular function (GO): sulfotransferase activity
Source: RefSeq, a predicted model, not a curated record
AUGCGUCCAGUGGAACUGAAACGCCUGAGCGUAGAGCGCUUGAAUAAUACACGAGAUGCGGAAAUCGAUGUGCUCUUCUUUAACCGGGCCGCUAAAGUGGGCAGCGAAGCGAUUCUUGAGCUUUUUAAUGCGCUCGAAAACUACAAUGACGAUCUAGUUGUGGAGCGCACAGGUCUGCAACAGAGUGUCUUUCGGCAGCUGAAUAGGACGAAACAGCGUGAGGCAGCCGAGUUUAUUGCCGAUCUUGAAGAAGGGACUUUUUACAUAGAGCACAUCAAUUGGUUGGACUUUGAGGAUUUUGAUUUACCUAAGCCCAUAUAUAUGGGAAUGGUACGCGAUCCCAUUGAGCGCGUGAUCAGCUGGUUCUACUAUGUACGCGGCUCAUAUAAAAACGCCAUAGAAUAUCGAAAGUUUCCAAACAAAAGGAUUAGACCAGCCGCUUGGUAUAAGAAAAACUUCAAUGAUUGUGUGAGGAGCGGUGAUCCGGAAUGUCAGUAUGUGCCACACACAGUGAAGGAUGCGGUGCCAAACUUUAAGCGUCAAUCUUUGUUCUUUUGCGGCCAUCACGAUGACUGCCUUCCCUUUAAUUCCCCGGCCGCUGUCCAAAUGGCCAAGGAGCAUGUAGAACGGGACUACGCAGUGGUGGGCAGCUGGGAAGAAACAAAUAUUACACUCACCGUAUUAGAGCAGUAUAUACCACGAUUUUUUCGCGGGGCCAAGCUGAUGUUCGAGAUGCAUAAUGACAGGAUCACCAACCGCAACAAGAAUAAGCGUAAGCCUUUCAUAGAACCAGAAGUCAAGCAGCUGCUCAAAGCCAACUUUACGAGCGAAUAUGAAUUCUACCAUUUUUGCAAACAGCGGCUAUACAAGCAGUAUUUGGCGUUGCAUUUGCAUGAACUGGAGGCGCGUGGACUGCUGGUAUAG